UAUUGAGGGGAGAGAGAAAGUGGAAAUUAAGAAGGUUCAACUAAAGUGUGGGUCUAUAAGAGUGAGUUUUGUCUCCCUCAAAUCAACCACAUAUUAUAGUUAGGUUAACCAGACAUUAGUUUACAAACAGCUGCAACCUGCAGGAGAACAACAAGAAGAAAACUAUGGAAGGCAAAGAAACCAUCAAGAGCUGCUGUCCUCCUGCCAAAUCUUGUGGGACAUCUAGCACAAAUGUUCCCCCCAACGAAAAAGCAUAUUGUAAGUGUGGGCCAGGUUGGAAUUGUGUCAUCUGGAAAAUUGAUGAUUAUAAAUCAGAUUCCAAACCUUUCUACAACUGCAGUGGUGAAGGCUGUGUUUGCAUCACGGAAGACUCAAAAACAGGAGAAGGUUGGGGAGAAAAACAAGUAGUGGAGACAGAAGGGGCAUUUUGCUAUUGUGGAGAAGGUUAUGCAUGCAAAAUUACAAAAACUGAAGGUCCAGAUGCCGGUAAAGUAUUCUUCGAGUGUGGCAAUGGUUGCAAAUGCGAGAUUCCUGCUUCUGGUGGUUCCAAGUUUGUUGUUCUUAAAGAUGCCUAAAAGUUUCUUUAUUUUGAAUUUGUCUUCUAAUAUGUCAUUUUCUGUAGCAAUUAUCAAACUCAAAGAAAUAGAGGCUUCCAGUAUUUAUGUUAUUUCAAAAAGAUUGUGAAGUGUGACGCUUGGUUUGUAAGUCUUAAGUCCUUGCCAUCCACACAAGAGUGAAGAGGCUCAUGUAUUCCUUCUCAUUGAAGUGUGGGAAAUUUUAUUUUAAUUGGUUUUCAAACCAAAAAUUACUCCUAUGGAUUAAUUAUGUAAUCUUAAAUUUUUUAUUGUUUAAUUUGACCAUUAAAUAACAAAA
Molecule: messenger RNA, 873 nt
Organism: Amaranthus tricolor (Joseph's coat)
Lineage: Eukaryota; Viridiplantae; Streptophyta; Magnoliopsida; Caryophyllales; Amaranthaceae
Exons: 3
Coding region: 165-575 (136 amino acids)
Source: RefSeq, a predicted model, not a curated record